Messenger RNA from Nylanderia fulva, 1071 nucleotides. RefSeq lists its product as uncharacterized. The record is from RefSeq and is a predicted model, not a curated record. Lineage: Eukaryota; Metazoa; Arthropoda; Insecta; Hymenoptera; Formicidae.
AUGAUUUAUAAAGUAUUUACAUUUCCAAAAUUCUACACCGUUAAGACAUUUGCGAUUAACGUGCCGGAAAAGGACAAUACUUGUCAAUAUGAUUUAUUCAAUAGUUUGUAUUUCAGCAAUGAAAGAAGAAGUUAUUAUUUAGACAUUUAUUCGCGAUUGUGUCAUCUUCCCAUCCGAUUUACAGCAAAUAACUCUGAACAGAUAAAAAUUAUAAAGUUAAUGCAACAAUGUUAUUGCAAAAAUGCAAGGAGAGAUUCACAUCUGUGCUUUCGCACGGGCACUAGUAGAAUGCAUCAGCGAAAGUUGCUCGGUUACGAGCGAAAUUUUUCUGCACAUCUCAUAAGGCAUCGUAAAUCUAACGGGAUGCAUCCAGAUGUUAUCACGACAACAAGAGGAACACGAUUAACGAAGAGGAAGCACAGAAUCGCUCCAAGAGACAUUGAACCGACUGAUAAAAAUAUAGAUUCGGAAGCAUGGGACAAUUGGAGUAAUUGGAGCACAUGCAGCGUGACUUGUGGACAAGGACGACAAGUUCGUUGGCGUCAUUGUUUGUCCGAAAAUUGCAUCAAAGGUCUCAAGAAAGCGCAACUGAAAGGUUGUCGUCUUAAGGAUUGCGAUACCAAAGGAUUUCUCGGUUGGCUCGGAAUAAAAUCUUGAUCUGUGUAAAUUUCAAAGCAUUCAAGAAAGCUACUCCGGAGAGUGACAAAAUAUCGUCAAAUAAUAUUACUCCUACUCUUUCAAAAAGUGAUCUCACAAACAAACUCGAGAUAAAAUUGAAUAGACUCCGACGUAAAAAUUACAAUUCGGAUCGCUAUACUAAUGAUGAUCACAAAGAGGAUGACAACAUUCGGAGACAGAUAAAACGAGCAGGCAAAAAUGAUAGAAAACCGAAAAUAUGGGAUCAAUGGGGCAAUUGGUCUACAUGCAGUGUUACUUGUGGAAUAGGAAAAAUUACGAGAUGGAGGCAUUGUAUAAGUGGAAGUUGUUCCUUAGGAGAGAAGAAAGCUCAAUUAAAAACUUGCACUUCUGCAGCAUGUUAAAAUAUUCUGAAUAGACAAGAUAGCUGUAUAA